Penaeus chinensis is the source of this 1768-nucleotide messenger RNA. RefSeq lists its product as uncharacterized. Bases 35 to 1063 code for a protein of 342 amino acids. The record is from RefSeq and is a predicted model, not a curated record. The transcript is spliced from 3 exons. NCBI's taxonomy places the organism in Eukaryota, Metazoa, Arthropoda, Malacostraca, Decapoda, Penaeidae.
CCCUGUGUUCACAUGACCUUUUCCUCUUGCAGCCAUGGCGUGCGGCAGUGUGUACGCAGCGGAGACCCAGCUUGGCCGUGACCUUUCCGCUCUCGAAUUGACCCGGCCUGACCUCGCAACGGAGAGGUCGCGCCAGACGAGAGAUAACCCGUCGAUUAGUAGAAGCACUUCGUAUAUGAGCAGCGGAUCCGUCCACGAGGCGAUCAGAUUUCUUCAAGCGGAGCACGAGACGGUGUUGAGUGGCCUUCACCAGCAGAUCCAACUCCUUCAGCAGCGGUGUGAUGACCUGCAGUUCGAGGCGCACCUGCGCCACGUGACGCAGACCGGCGAGGACGCCCUGCGCAAACAGGUGUCCGAGCUGAAGAAGGUGCUGGAUGAGCGGACGGGCCGCGUCUCGCAGCUGGAGGGGCAGCUGGCGGAGCAGCAGAAGCUCCUGGCUGACGAGCAGGAGCAGCACCGGUGGCGCGAGGUGCAGCUGAAACAGCAGGUGGAGGCUGGCGAGCAGCGGGUGGCUGAGCUGCGCGGCGAGGUGGCCAAGCUGCGGGCACAGGUUCGGGAUCUGCGCGUGUACAGCUCCGCCCUGCGCACGGUGGGCGGCCGCGGCCCGUCCACCGCCCGCACCUCCUCCAGGACCAGCGCCAGCGCACGCCCGCUCUCCCGGAGCUCGCGGGCGUCCGUGGGCUCGCUGGACUCGCUCGAGUCGUCGGGGCCGCGCAGCCUGGGCUCGGAGGACGGCGAGGCAGGCUCGUGGCGCGGCGCGCGGCUCGGUGGCGGCGCCGGCCACGUCUCCGCCAGGCACGCGCGCCCCGAGAAGGCGCCGCUCAGCCCUGGCGCGCGCAACACCUUCUCGCUGCCGCCUACGCUGCCGGUCACGCCGCCCUCGCUGCCGCCCCUCGCCUCCCUGCCGUCGCAGCGCCCGUCCUCCUCGAACAUCGUCCUGCCGCCCAUCUCUGCCAGCCAGGGGGUGUCCCGCCCGCACGUCCGGCGGCAGCUGCGCCUGGCCUCCGCGCCCAUCCUCGACAUCGAGCGCAGCGACCCCCCUCCGCAGCGCGACCCCGCAUGACCCCUCAUGGCCUCGGCUCCACCGCAGAGAGUGCCCCUCCGCAGUGCUCCCCCGCACGCUGCCGGGGUCGGCGUUGCCGCAUCCUCCAGGAGGGCGUCAGGGGCGUGGGGCAGCCGAGCGGCUUCCAGCUCCUCCAGGGACCAGAAACCAUAGAGAGCGGCGCAAUGGAGCUCCUGCGGCAGGUCACCGGGACUGACGUUUACGUCCUCCGGAUUUCACAAAGGUCAUGCUGGGAGAUUUGAGGGACUUUGGUGGCCUGCUUUGCACGAGACUCGAGUGCAGCCGAAACUUGUUCAGUCGUGAGUGUAUGGCAUUUGCUGCAGAGAUAUGCAAUGAAACAUAAUGGAAAAAAAAGUGAUCAAUAUAAAAUACAGUUACGAAACAUCUAAUAGUAAACCUGCAUGAAGGAUGACUGAGAUUUAGCGUUCUUUUGAUAUAGUGACUCAACACGGUGUAUAUAUGAAUUGACCUUGACUGACCUGUGAUACGGUUGCGAUUCGGAAAGACAACGAAGGGAUCGUGAUGAUAAUGACAUAACCAGAGAGAGAAAAUGAAUAUUGGGAGAGCUCGUUCCAUUUUGUUCUGCUUAUGGUAUACAUAUCAAGUAAUUUUAAACACUCCUUGUAUCUGUUGGAAAAGGAGUGAGAUUACUGAGUUUUCUGUUUUGAUUAUUUUCACAAUAAAGAUCUUUUUAGUACUGCACUU